AUGAAGAUCUCAAUUCUUCAUCUCCUCGCCCUCGGCGUGGCCGUACACGCAAUUGCGUCCAAUGACGACGGAACCGACGCCGUGGUUGCCUCAAGUCACAAGGAUGACGAUGACGACGACAGCAGCAAUGACAAUGGCCACGAUGGAUCUGGCGAUGAUGACUGCGAUGACGGCGACGGCGACGACCAUCACCAUCACCACCACCACCACGACUCAUCCGCGUCGGAAACGACCCUAUUCUCGACGGGAACCAGCGUCGUGACCUCGGAUGAUUCCACGUCCACCGUCACCAUAACCUCGCCCACGAGCACCAUCACCAUAAUCAUAAGCACAACGGCCGCCAGCAGCACGGACGGAACAUUGACAACAUCUUCCACGUCCACCAUCACCACGACGACUACCGUCUCAUCCGGUGCAGCAUCGACUAGCUCGGCCGAGGCCGAGAGCGGCACUACUACUACUACCAAGACGUCAUCGUCGACGACAAAGUCUACCAGUACCGGCACUUCGACCACGAGCAUCGUGACGGCGGCUGCCGCGACGAAUGUGGGAUCUGCUCGCGGCGGACUAAUGGCUGCCGCUUUGGCUGGUGUGUUUAUGCUCUGA
Molecule: messenger RNA, 606 nt
Organism: Pestalotiopsis fici W106-1
Lineage: Eukaryota; Fungi; Ascomycota; Sordariomycetes; Amphisphaeriales; Sporocadaceae
Exons: 1
Coding region: 1-606 (201 amino acids)
Source: RefSeq, a predicted model, not a curated record